UGAAGAGAGACUUUGAUUCUUUGGUACAUUUCAUUUGUUUCCAUUGUCGAUUUAAUUAAAUUUAGAUUUAUUUCUAAUUAAUUGUGAUAUUUAUUAGUAUUUAAUCAAUUCUCUACCAGUGAUACUCACCAUUUUCUCCAAUUAAUUCUAAACCAACAGGGUGUUUUCUCUUGUUCCACAAAGAUCAAAGGAAUUGGAAUUGUUUGUUUACAAGUUACCAAAGAGAAAUUAUUUACAUUUAAUUUCUCUUUUCUCUCAUCUUCUCUUUGGAUUGGCUAAAAAGCUACUUAUAAUUGGAUAGAAUACUAAUCAUCAAGGUGAUAUAAUGGCUUUAAAGAGAAUUAAAAAAGAAUUAGAAGAUCUUAAGCGAGAUCCACCUUCUCAAUGUUCUGCUGGACCUGUUGGCGAUGAUCUAUUCCAUUGGCAGGCAACCAUCAUGGGACCAACUGAUAGUCCAUAUCAGGGUGGAAUCUUUUACCUGACAAUUCAUUUUCCAACUGAAUAUCCCUUUAAACCACCGAAAAUCUCGUUUACCACUCGAAUUUAUCAUCCAAAUAUUAACAGUAAUGGAAGUAUUUGUCUGGAUAUUCUACGAUCUCAAUGGUCACCCGCUUUGACCAUUUCAAAGGUACUUUUAUCAAUCUGUUCACUUCUCUGUGAUCCCAAUCCGGAUGAUCCUUUGGUACCUGAAAUCGCUCGUCUUUACAAAAAUGACCCCGAAAAAUACUGUGAAAUGGGUCGAGGUUGGACUCGAAAGUAUGCAAUGUAAAUGUCCGGAAAUGGAAUCAAAAAAAAAAUGAAACAAAACAAAAUCAAUUGACACAUUUACACAUCAUCUUUUUCCCUACGGGUGUUUAUCCCAUGAAAACCAAGAGAUUUAAUCAUUUGGGGUGACCAAUUUUCAUCAUCUCUAAUCUAGUCAAUUAAUCAGUUUUAAUCGUCAUACAAUUAUCAAUACUUACAUUAGCUACAUUACACAUUUAAUCAUCUUAUCCAUCCAAAGUUAAUUACAACACUCAUCUUUACCAAUCCAUAAUCAAUCAAACACUCACCCACUUACAUUUACACCGAAAAUAUUAUUCUCAUCUUACCUCAGUGCUUCUAAUUGUAUCCUGAUCAUAUUCUUGGUGCGAUUUAUUUUCUUAUAUUUGAUUUGGAACCAUGGCUUUAAUUGUGAUCAUCUUUUGAUCGAUUUUUGUUCAUUGCUUAACAAUCAAUUUAAACAAUUAAUUUAUGUCAUUUUUUUUUAUUUUGUAUCUUUGAUUGUACAUUGUAUCUCUUGAGAAAAUUUUUACAUUGAGUGUUUGUAUAUGUGAGUGUAUGUGUAUCCAUUUUGUAACAAAAUAGUAUAUAUAUAUUGUAUAUCUGAAUAUUUUUCGUUUGAUGUGUUAUAUUUAUGAUUGGAAGUCAUGAGAGAAACUUAAUCAUCAGCUCAACAAUUAACAAAUUGACAAUCAUCUUUGGCUUCUCUUUUCCCCAGUGUGUGUUUAGCGUUUUACUCAAAUUCGGUGAGAGUGUAUCAAUUUACCUGUUCAAUGAGCAUUCAAAUUUCUUUUCUCCUUUUUUUUUAAUUCUUCUCACCCAAAAGCUAUUCAAUUCUUUCUCUAAAAUUAUUAUAUUGUAACAACAAUUAAUUUCUACAAUUCUUGUGAAUAUAUAUCAUCAUGUUUACUUGUGA
Molecule: messenger RNA, 1678 nt
Organism: Panonychus citri (citrus red mite)
Lineage: Eukaryota; Metazoa; Arthropoda; Arachnida; Trombidiformes; Tetranychidae
Product: ubiquitin-conjugating enzyme E2-17 kDa-like
Exons: 2
Coding region: 326-769 (147 amino acids)
Biological process (GO): ubiquitin-dependent protein catabolic process; protein polyubiquitination
Cellular component (GO): nucleus
Molecular function (GO): ubiquitin conjugating enzyme activity
Source: RefSeq, a predicted model, not a curated record